AUGGCAGCAGCAGCUUCUCACUUGCCCACAUAUGCUGACCAGCAGGCCUGGAAGGACAUUCAAGAUUUUCUGCCGGCGCGCCUGCGCUUCACGCCCGAGCACGCGCCGGUCGAGGAGUUUUGGUCGCACCGCGGCCACGACAUCCACCUCGACCGCUGGCGCAACCCGUCGGCGCCGGCGCGCGUGAUCCUGCACCACGGCGUCGGCACCAACGGCCGCCAAAUGUCCAUGAUCCUGGGCGUGCCGCUGCAUGCCGCAGGCUACGAGCUCGUGGCAGUGGACAUGCCCGGCUACGGCUGCACGCGCGCGUCUGCCCAGAGCAAGCCGUGGCCGUACGACGAGUGGGUGCAGAUUGCGAGCGACUUCAUCGACCACGAGCGAGCGAGCGACGCGCGCCCGAUUGUGCUAUACGGUCUCUCGGCGGGCGGCAUGCUCGCGUACCACGCGGCGGCGCGGAACAAAAAGGUGGCGGGCGUCGUGGGCAUGACGUUUCUCGACCAACGCAUCCAGCAGGUCGCCGACGAGACGGCGCUCAACGUGGUCAUGUCGCGCGCGGGCAUACCGCUCGCCAGGCUGGCCAACGCGUCGGGCCUGCAGUCGCUCAAGCUGCCGAUGGCGUGGACAAGCAAGAUGCACACGCUGGUCAACGACCCCAAGGCGCUCAAGGUGUUUCUGAAGGACAAGACGUCGGCGGGCUCGGCGGCGUCGAUGCGGUUCCUCGCCACGUACGCGGGCUACAAGCCGGCGCUGGAGUACAGGGACUUUGACGUGUGUCCGAUCCUGCUGACCCAGCCGGGCGAGGACAGGUGGACGCCUUUGCACCUCAGCAAGCUGGUUCUGGACAAGUUCGACAAGGUACCGGUGAAGAUUGUCGAGCUCGAGGGCGCGGGGCACUACCCGCUCGAGGACAAGGGGCUGCAGCAGCUGGCCGAUGCUAUUUUGGAAUUUUUGAGCUCCGUGGCUCAGUGA
This is a messenger RNA of Akanthomyces muscarius, 969 nucleotides long. RefSeq lists its product as uncharacterized. Bases 1 to 969 code for a protein of 322 amino acids. The record is from RefSeq and is a predicted model, not a curated record. Lineage: Eukaryota; Fungi; Ascomycota; Sordariomycetes; Hypocreales; Cordycipitaceae. The transcript has a single exon.